AUGACUGAUUCCAAAUACGUUAUCAUUGGAGCUGGGAUCUCUGGUCUCUACACUGCUUGGUCUCUGAUUGAUAAGGGGACUGGGCCAAGCGAUAUUAAAGUGGUUGCUGAAUUCCUCCCUGGAGACCAGUCCACUUUGUAUACAUCGCCCUGGGCCGGGGGAAACUUUUCACUGAUUACUUCAACUGAUGAGCGCAGCAUGAAGUUUGACAAGUUUACUUACACCAAUUUGCACCGUAUCCAAGAGUUACUAGGUGGUCCCGAGUGUGGAUUAGACAUGCUUCCCUCCACAGAAAUGUUUGAGCAGGAACUCGACCACGCCAAGUUAGACAGUAUUUCCCAGUACUUGAAGGAGUACCGUCCAAUGACUAAGGAGGAAAUGCCAGAAGGUGUUGUUUCCGGUGUUAAAUUUCUAACUUGGAAUUUCAAUUGUCCACUCUUCUUAGCCAACUUCCAAAAACAUUUGGCUGCAAUUGGGGUCACCUUCGAGCGUUCGAAGAUUGAUCACAUUAGCUCUGUCUUUUCUCCCUCUGUGGACGCCGUAUUCAAUUGUACUGGAAUUGGUGCUGCUUCUUUAGGUGGGGUCAAAGAUGAGAAUGUCUUUCCCACACGAGGACAAGUAGUUGUAGUAAGAGCUCCACAUAUCAGGGAAAACAGAUUCAGGUGGAGGCCUGAUUCAGACACAUAUGUGAUCCCAAGACCCUUCUCCGACGGUUCGAUUGUCAUGGGUGGCUUCUUCCAGGAAGGAAACUGGAGUGGAAAUACAUAUGGAUAUGAGACCGAAGAUAUUCUGAAAAGGGGCUUGGAGCUCUACCCUGAGAUCGGCAAAAGAAAUGAGCUGAAAAUCAUUAGAGAGGCGGCCGGACUGAGGCCCAGCAGAAAAGGAGGUGUCCGAAUUGAAGUCGAACACUUUGAUCAGGUCAACGGAAAAGAUAGAUAUAUCGUUCACAAUUAUGGGGCUUCUGGAUAUGGAUACCAAUCAGGGCUAGGAAUGGCCAAUGAGGCUACAGAUAUGUAUUUUGAAGCUGCCAAAUGA
This is a messenger RNA of Komagataella phaffii GS115, 1035 nucleotides long. Its product is annotated as D-aspartate oxidase. Gene Ontology annotation, molecular function: D-amino-acid oxidase activity; FAD binding. The transcript is spliced from 2 exons. The record is from RefSeq and is a predicted model, not a curated record. Lineage: Eukaryota; Fungi; Ascomycota; Pichiomycetes; Pichiales; Pichiaceae. Bases 1 to 1035 code for a protein of 344 amino acids.